Danaus chrysippus (African queen) is the source of this 699-nucleotide messenger RNA. NCBI's taxonomy places the organism in Eukaryota, Metazoa, Arthropoda, Insecta, Lepidoptera, Nymphalidae. The record is from the annotation of a GenBank genome assembly.
AUGUCUAGUAAAGUGUGGAGUAGACUAAAUGUAACGAGAAAGGAUGGGAGUGAAGUUAAAUUGCGUUUUCAAGAUUUUCCAUGGGAUCAAAAUAAAAAUGAGAUAUUGGAUUUUUGUUCGAAAUACUUCAUUAAAGAUGAAGCUUUUCAUAAAGCGGCAGGAAUAUUUAAAAACGAUGAAGCUAUAGCGGAAUACAGGGCGAUUAUCUCUCAUUAUUACGAUAUGAUCCCCAUUCAUAUAACUGUGUGUUGCUUAGAUGAUGACUCCAAAACAAUCGACAUUCUUGGUUUAUCAAUGAUAUGUGAGUUUAAAGAUCAGCCAGAAAAAAUUGAUUUUAAAAUGUUUGAGAAAAAAACAAAGGAGAUGCAGGAUUUUUUCAAUGUUAUAAAACUAAAUUCUGAUAUAAAGAUCAAAGAUUAUCAAUCAUACUUCGAAGGCAGAGGGAUUAUAGUUCGACCGGACCAAAGGGGAUUGGGCAUGGCCAGUGAAUUUGUAAGACUAAGAAAAGAGAUUUGUAUUGACCGUAACAUAGACAUGACAUGUGCUUGGAUGACUUCAAUAGGAACUCAAAAAGCAGCUGACAAAUAUAAGUGGAAGACAUUUUACGAAUUACCAGUGGAAGAAUUAGAAAAGGCAUCAGGCCUUGUAUUUGAUGCCAAUGUACCGACAUUUAAAUUAAUGUUCACUACAAGGAACUAG